AAAGGUUCCAGAAUUUCCAGAUACCUCCACGGCUGGAUUCAGGUGCUCAGAUCUACUAUGAUGAGGGAACGAAAACGCAGCCCGUAAAAAAAGCACAGCAAUUUCCCAAAAGACCAUCGUACAGGGCUGCACAUUCUGCGCCACGACAUUUUGCGAACCCUCAACCGAGAGAUGGCCCGUACCUGAUGUUAAAUCAGGCAAGCAAGUCGGUCACAAGAAACCAAGGACAAUCAAUGACCACACCUUAUCCCUGCUCAUGUGUGUCUAAACAAUUAUCGAGGGAAUUGGAGGAAGCAAAAAAAUUGAUGAAUACUAUCAACGGUGGCCAUGCGGCGAGAACCGUAGAAGGCCACACAAAAUUCGGAAACGGCGGGUGGCGUCAAACGAUCUCCGAGCAAACAGACCAUGGACGACUAGGAGCCAGCAAAAGAGAACGCGACACCUCACCAGAAGGAGAGGGAAAGAGAAGCAACGAAAAAGAGGGAAAUAGUCUUCUCAUAUGCCAACUCCUCCAUCGUCAUCUAUGCAAAGCAUCGGCACUGGACCCUUCAGAGCCGUCUGAACCUUUGACUCACAUUCGUUCAAUGUGCAACCAUGAUGCGAACGUUUGCCGCAACCCCAGGACUGCGGUGGUGUCAGCACCCUUGUUCCGACGAACCAGGCCGGUUCUGGUGUACUGACUGAUAGCUACCGCCAUUCAAAGCGACUACGUCAGCCACGAGUGACAAAAGUGACUCCUGUAGGGCCUGUGUUUUUGGGUUCGAUGGCUUUGUCUGUUAUGAUCGGACUAGCAGUAUCAAGGGGUGACGCUGGUACGAUCGCGACACAAUGCGCGAGCGCGACGGUACUCAAGAGUCGGUUGUUCACGUACAUGAUGGUUUCGGGUCGUUUGGUUUGGAACAGAUGAACAAGCGUA
Westerdykella ornata is the source of this 916-nucleotide messenger RNA. RefSeq lists its product as uncharacterized. The coding region runs from base 186 to 680 and encodes 164 amino acids. Lineage: Eukaryota; Fungi; Ascomycota; Dothideomycetes; Pleosporales; Sporormiaceae. The transcript has a single exon. The record is from RefSeq and is a predicted model, not a curated record.